AGGAUGUAGGAGGGCGGCGGCUGGCCCCUUCCCGCCCGGCCAUGGGGCUCCAGCGCCUCCUGCGCCGCCGGGGGGCCGCGCCUCCCGUCUAGCCUCGCCCCGCAGGACGGUGCCGCCCCCGCCGAGCGCGACCCCUCCGGGCGCGUCCCGCCCCGCCAUGGACCACCAGGAGCCCUACUCGGUGCAGGCCACCGCGGCCAUCGCGGCGGUCAUCACGUUCCUCAUCCUCUUCACCAUCUUCGGCAACGCGCUGGUCAUCCUGGCCGUGUUGACGAGCCGCUCGCUGCGCGCCCCGCAGAACCUGUUCCUGGUGUCGCUGGCCGCAGCCGACAUCCUGGUGGCCACGCUCAUCAUCCCCUUCUCGCUGGCCAACGAGCUGCUGGGCUACUGGUACUUCCGGCGCACGUGGUGCGAGGUGUACUUGGCGCUCGACGUGCUCUUCUGCACCUCGUCCAUCGUGCACCUGUGCGCCAUCAGCCUGGACCGCUACUGGGCCGUGAGUCGCGCGCUCGAGUACAACUCCAAGCGCACCCCGCGCCGCAUCAAGUGCAUCAUCCUCACCGUGUGGCUCAUCGCAGCGGUCAUCUCCCUGCCGCCGCUUAUCUACAAGGGCGACCAGGGGCCCCAGCCCCGCGGGCGCCCACAGUGCAAACUCAACCAAGAAGCCUGGUACAUCCUGGCCUCUAGCAUCGGCUCCUUCUUUGCACCCUGCCUCAUCAUGAUCCUUGUCUACCUGCGCAUCUACUUGAUCGCCAAACGCAGUCACCGCAGAGGUCCCAGGGCCGCGGGGGGCCGCGGGGAGGGUGAGUCCAAGCAGCCGCACUCGGUCCCCACGGCAGCUUCAACCAAACUGCCAACCCUGGCCUCUCUGGCUGCUUCUGGAGAGGCCAAUGGACACUCGAAGCCUACUGGGGAGAAGGAAGAGGGCGAUACCUCUGAAGAUCCGGGGACCCCUGCCUUGCCACCCAGCUGGUCAGCCGUUCCCAACCCAGGCCAGAGUCAGAAGGAAGGCGUGUGUGGGGCAUCUCCAGAGGAGGAAGCCGAGAUGGAGGAAGGGGAGGAAGAGUGUGAGCCUCAGGCCUUACCGGCGUCUCCUGCGGCAGCUUGUAGCCCACCCCUGCGGCAGCCACAGGGUUCUCGGGUGCUGGCAACUCUACGUGGCCAGGUGCUCCUGGGCAGGGGUGUGGGCACCACGAGCGGGCAGUGGUGGCGUCGGCGGGCACAGCUGACCAGGGAGAAGCGGUUCACCUUUGUGCUGGCCGUGGUCAUUGGUGUUUUUGUGCUCUGCUGGUUCCCUUUCUUCUUCAGCUACAGCCUGGGUGCCAUCUGCCCACAGCACUGCAAGGUGCCCCAUGGUCUCUUCCAGUUCUUCUUCUGGAUUGGCUACUGUAACAGCUCGCUGAACCCUGUCAUCUAUACCAUCUUUAACCAGGACUUUCGCCGUGCCUUCCGAAGGAUCCUCUGCCGCCAGUGGACCCAGACGGCAUGGUGAGCCACCUGCCCGCCACCCAUGUGGGGUUGGUGCCAGGUGGCACCAGGGCCACUCUGAUUCUUCCCUGUUUUAUGUGGCCACCUCGCUGGGGCUUUCUGGUCCUGCAGACCUCAUCUUGGGAGCCCCCUGGGAGGGACAGGGGCAGGGGUGCUGUUAGCAGGGGUCCAUCUGAAGCCUCUAAAGCCAGGCCAGGAUAGAGCACUUCCCUCCCAGUACCCCAAAGCCCCUGCAAGCCCAUGAGUGGGCUUUCCUUUUCUCCAGGACCCUGUGUUUCCUGGCUGGUCACUUGCUUGUGGUGGUUUUGUUUCUCAUCUUCCCCUGGUAAAGAGCAGGAAGCCAGCCUUCCACUUUUCCCAGGAGGACGUGCUGCUGAGGAGGAGACAGAACUGAGGGAUCCACGUUGGAUGCCCAUGGUCCCCAUCAGGUCCUGGGUGGGGGAUGUUAUGGUCUGGCACGGUUUCUGGGCCUUCUUCCCUUUCCACCUACUUUUGGAUUUGUAGCCCCUUUAAGGGCCAGAACCUUUUCUGGAAUCGUUUUCCUCACCAGGCACCCUCUGGGAGGUGGGCAUGUACCAGUGGAUGCCUCGCCUUGGUGGGGUGGUCUGGAGGCCUGGCCUCUGCCUCAACAGGAGAUCCCCCUGAUCACUAGCAUUCACCCCCUGCAAAAACCUGGCAACAAUGGUUUGCCGCCUACUUGCUGCAGGAAGAUGAAAGCCUUUGCAGAAAGCUUUGAGCUCCAUGGGGAAACGCACUAGAGAACCAGAAAAUGUGAUUAUUUGGUGACAUAAAAAGCCCCUUUCUCUGUGUUUACCACCACCUGUCUUCCUGUAGACUUUUGUUCUGUGCUUGGGGUGUGUGAAUUCUUACCCCAAACUGGAAGGGGGGAAUGAUAGAACCACUAUUUCAGUCUAAGGAUUUCUUCGAGAACGCAUUCUUGCGCCUGCAAGGGUUUAGUUAUUCUGCUGCAUGACAACUUCUCGACAUUUCACCUACAACACUAUGGGGGUUUUCAGUGGCUUGGGCCCCGCAAUGGGGGAAAAGUCUUUUGUCAUCAAGCAGGCUAAUUGUUUCCCCACAAUAGCUAAAAAUACCCACACCAUGGGAGCAGUCUGGGGUGAGAGCCUGGGGUGGGUGACAGAGCUCCUGGGUGUGGUGCUGGGGCUAGAACAGGUGAAUGAGGGCCCUGUGGACUCCUGCAGGAGCCUCCCACCAGAGCGCCCAGGCCAGGGCUCCAAGCCCCCAGUGGGUCCCUGUGAUGUAUAACCGACCCUACCCUGGGUGGGGGCCAGUUGGCCAUCUCUGACCCAGCCCCAUUGCUCUAUCCCCCUGAUGGGGCUCCAGGGGCCUCUCCCUCCUGGUUGUCUCCCCAUCCCAGGACCCGACAACCAGAGCACUUGGGAGCAUUUGAAGGACGUUUCCCCUUCUCCAAGGAGUGGCCCUGCUUUGACAUUAAGCCAGCAGGUAUCUAGUAUUGGCACAGUGGCACUCUGGUGGGCCUGGCCAGAUUUGGAGAAGUCCUGAGAGAGUUUUCUGGGGUGCAGGGAAUGGAGAAGACCAAAGAAUCCCUUCUGGGGAUAGGGACUCCCUCAAGCUCAGUGUAAAGCCUGGGCAUGGUCUUGGGGCGAGGCUGGGGAGGCUGGGGCCAGGGGAAUGGCUGACGUGUGACAUCUGCUGACUGGUCUUGUGUGUGUCCCAUGGGACUCCUGCAAUUGUGGCUGCCUGUGGCCCCCUUGUUGUGAUAUGCAGGUGUUUUUGUUUUGUUUUGUUUUUUUAAAGUCCGAGCUAUUUUAUCAAUAAAGGAUAUUUUGUAAUAA
This is a messenger RNA of Canis lupus familiaris (dog), 3305 nucleotides long. It is a transcript of the gene ADRA2B, whose product is annotated as adrenoceptor alpha 2B. Lineage: Eukaryota; Metazoa; Chordata; Mammalia; Carnivora; Canidae. The coding region runs from base 158 to 1492 and encodes 444 amino acids. Gene Ontology annotation, biological process: regulation of smooth muscle contraction; adenylate cyclase-activating adrenergic receptor signaling pathway; regulation of vasoconstriction. Gene Ontology annotation, molecular function: alpha2-adrenergic receptor activity. Gene Ontology annotation, cellular component: membrane. The transcript has a single exon. The record is from RefSeq and is a predicted model, not a curated record.